This is a messenger RNA of Etheostoma spectabile (orangethroat darter), 2169 nucleotides long. RefSeq names its product protein EVI2B. Bases 184 to 1470 code for a protein of 428 amino acids. The record is from RefSeq and is a predicted model, not a curated record. NCBI's taxonomy places the organism in Eukaryota, Metazoa, Chordata, Actinopteri, Perciformes, Percidae. The transcript is spliced from 2 exons.
GAAUACCCCUAGUUCCUGCUUUUAUUCAAGGGAAAUUCUGCAAGACAGGCAACAGCAUAAUAUCCUAUGACUAUUUAACUUUUAAUACAUCUUGGAUCGACACAGCUAACGGGUUACGGAGGAUAUUUGUGUGAAGUCAUUGCUCCAAAGACACAGCAACCAGCUCGAAGACUGAAGAAAACAAUGGCCAUCGAUUCAGUAAGCCUAAUUUACAUAUGGCUGCUGCCACUGACAGCAAGCAGCACAGUGACAUCUGGCCAGAAUAAUGACUUCACUACUGUAAUACUAGGACCACAGGUAACAAGGAAUCAAUUCACACAUGACAAGCUGACAACACAUGAUGCGUCGAGCUUCAAUCCACUCUUAAAUGUCUCAAGUCGUAAAAUCACACAGUCUAUCACAGUUGAUGUAAAUCUAACAGAGGAAAAAGCUACAAAACUCAGCACUAAACCUUUACAAUUCAAAACGCAUUCAAAGACAGUUUUACCAGGUAUUACAACAGCAGCAACUAAAACAAAUGAAGUAAGCAUGAAGUCCACAACAGAAAUACAAUUUAAUGUCACCACAUCAGCAACGACGGAUGUAACCAGUCACGGCAGCAUCCAAAUCACUACGAGGGUACCGUCAAUGCUAAGCAGUUCCACCCAAAACCAGUUAACCAAUGAUAAAAUCCCACCAUCUACACGUCCAACACAGUCUGCAAACCUCAUCUCUACUACAGCUACAUCUACCAAGCCUGUUGUAGACCAAUCUACAAGUACAAGCCCAGUCACAGUUGGGGAUGCUACGCAGUCCACAAGUUUAUACAAAACGACAAUUGCCACAACGAAGGCAUCAUUCAUCAACAUCACAAAGGCAAAGGAAAGACAAGAUCCUCCAGAAAAAAAUUCAAAGUCCAGUAAAGAAAAACACCACAGCAAAGCAGUGGCAGGGCUUAUAGGGGGAGCCCUGAUAGUAAUGAUGGUAGGAUUCCUGAUCAUCUAUAUAAAGAAACAGAUGCUUCAAAGGCAGCAAAUAACAACUAGAGACUGGGCCGGUCCUUCACCAUUUCUUGAGGGUGGAGCUGACAAUGGCCAGGUAACACUGAGAACAUCUAACCAGAUUUCUCUUUCCAGCUUCCUGCCACAUAGACUGUCCAAAAGGUUGUCUUUGCUCCCAGAAACAAAUGAGGAGUUAGAAGAUAUGACAAAAGGUACUACAUUUGGAAAUAAACAUCAAGGGACUACAUUUGGUCAAGAGUUGGAUGGAAAUGAUGUACAAAAAAGCGAUGGGACUGCUGUAGUUGUUUCAGAAAUAAAAAGCACAGAUGUUCCAGAGAUUGAAAACUCUGUCUUAGAGACCUCUUCACAAACAGAAGAGAACCUGCUAUACACAUACACAAAUUUGGAGGUUGCAAACCUCAGUCAAGACCAUGCCAAUCCCCCCACUCUAUCUGGAGCUGUGGAAAUUUUCUCUGGCACAACUGAAUGAAGGCUUUGGGCAACCAUAAGUGAAUGUAAGUGCCAAACCCUCCCCCACUGCAUCAACUUCCCUGGUUUCUAGGCAGCAAGAACUGUGACUGACACAGGAAACUACAGGGAUUCUCACCAGACCCAUGAUGUAUUUUCUUUAUCGCCAUGUGGAAAUGUCACCCAAACCUGAAGAGUGUGAAUUAAAAAUGCUUUCUAUUCCAACAUCUCUGCCCUGCCAAACCUGUGCAAAGUGCUACUAAAGAAAAUAUAACAAUAAGGCGCAUGCAAGAACCUUUGUAUUCAUCUUGCAGGUAAUGGAAAGGUUAUGCUGUGGUGAGAACAAACCGUAAUUAUGAAACUAAUCAGGAAUUGUCCUGAUUAGUUAUAACUAAUAGCUGUGAAUACCACAGGCUAAAUACAAGCGCUUGUGUUUUCUACAUCUGCUUAGAAAAACGGGCCAACUCAUGUUUUAUCUGACAUAGAAGUUACAGUCAGUCUUGAGUGCAAAUAUUUGCUGUCUCAUUAAUUUACUAUCUGCAGAGUAACGUAGCAUGUACAGUUGAAAAUAAAGAAUGUUCAUUACCCUUGACACUGGAGUUACACACUUUGGAAUUUUAUAUAGCAGGUUUCAAAACUUUCUCAACAUUUCUCAAGAGCAAAUUUCACAAUACUGACUUUCAGUCAUCACUGACUGUUUUGUAAAGCUUGUGCAAUAAGU